This is a messenger RNA of Aspergillus pseudonomiae, 2418 nucleotides long. RefSeq names its product putative C6 transcription factor. Gene Ontology annotation, molecular function: carboxy-lyase activity; DNA binding; zinc ion binding. Gene Ontology annotation, biological process: regulation of DNA-templated transcription; DNA-templated transcription. The record is from RefSeq and is a predicted model, not a curated record. Bases 1 to 2418 code for a protein of 805 amino acids. Lineage: Eukaryota; Fungi; Ascomycota; Eurotiomycetes; Eurotiales; Aspergillaceae. The transcript has 5 exons.
AUGACGUCCCCAUACCAGCCGUCCAUGUCGUUUUCGCCGUCGGUGAACGGCCCCGACAUGACGGCUGCACCCUCGAGACCUGUCUCCGACCUCCCGCAAUCCCAAGUCGAUGCGAUUAUCCGAACGAAGCGGAAAGCGCGCGAGCCCAAGGCGUGCUACCCCUGCCAUGCGCGAAAGGUCAAAUGCGAUCGCAACCUCCCGUGUGAUGGAUGUGUCAAGCGUGACCAUGCCGACCUCUGCUCGUACGAACGACCCUCCAAAAAACGCAUCAUGGGCGGCGCGGGCCCUUCCCAAUAUCGCGAUAGCCCCGCAGCAACACCGGGCAGAUCGGACAGCAUCGGGCUCCCUGGACCGGCUGAGACACCUGUCCGGCUAAAACAGGAACCUGGCGUGGCGAGACCGAACCUGUUGACGUCUGCCGGGCGAGUCUCAAUUGCGCGGGAGGAGUGGGAGAAUGUGCGCAGUAGGCUCAAGGAGAUGGAACAAACCAUCACAAAUCUGCGCGUCGGCCUGGAGAAGGCAGAAGAAGGACAGGCCUCCUCACUAGAGACUGGUAGCGUGCAGAGCGGCGAUGCAAGCAACCGGUCCAAAGCCGCUUCCCCGGAGCGAGAGGGUAUCCAUGCAGCGAACACGCUGGGCGAAGGCACAGUCCACUUGGGAUCGCGGUCUGUCCUCGCUUACAUAUUGAACAACAAGUCCGGCUCGGACCAGCUACAAGCCCUCCUGGAAGGUGGCAUACUGCCGAAACUGGGUCUUGAUAAUGAAUCCGCGACGUAUCCGUUUGUCGACCUGUGGUCGUCUGAUAUGUCCACAUUUGAUAUUAGCGCUGUUUGCAGUGCACUUCCAAGUGAUCAGCAGUGCAAGGAGUUUUUCUACUACUACCGGGACAUAGCAGGUGCUAUUUAUCCUGUUCUCGAGGACAUACCCAACUUCGAGCUGCACCUUGAUCUGUUGUUGCGGAAUAGGGCGGCUACCGGUGGGAUAUACCGCUCAGAUAACGAUCAAGCUCAAAAACCAUUUGGCGUUUCUAUAGCAUUUCUUGGCUUGCUGUUUGCUGUGUUGGCCUCCGGCUGCCAGUCCUCUGAUUUGCCCAGCAAGGAGAGAGAGCUGACAUCUCAAGUUUAUGUAUGUUGCUCGUACCAGUGUCUCCGAAUGACCAACUUUUUAUCGCACCCGACCAUAGACGCGAUUCAGACUCUCCUUGUCAUUGGCAAUGUUCUGUCCUAUAAUAUGAACCCCGGCAUUUCCUACGUUCUUCUUGGCAUGACCCUUCGAAUGGGGCUCGCGCUUGGCUUGCAUGUUGAAUCAAGCCGCUUUUCCACAGCGGAGAGAUACCGUCGACGACAUUGUUGGUGGUCCAUGGCUUGGCAAGACAGCCACUUCUCGCUCUCGUACGAUCGACCAUCAACCACGGCCGUCUGCCAACCAGAGAUAGCCUAUAAGCAGGACUCAACGCCUGGCGAGUGCUCAUACUUCGAAACUCUCUGCCGGGUUAUAUCCCUAGCGCUGGAGGUAGUGCGCAGCCGAAUGCUCAAUCCCCACGCACAGCUGAGCCAGAAGACCAUCCAAGCAUACAAAGAAAGGAUCCAACACAUCAUGAUCGAGGCGAAGCCUUACUUGCGUGACCGAAAGUACUGUUUCUCCACUUCCGAACACCUUGAGAGAGUCGUGCUGAAGCUACAUUCCUCAUACUUCGCCUCUGAGCUCCUCCGGCCGGCUCUCAAAAUGACAGCCGACCCCAACGACCCGCUCACCACCAGUAUGCGUUCGGACUGCGUUAGAAACCUGAUGACCACGGUCGAAGCCUAUGUUGAAAUGCACUCGGUUAGCUCCCAUGCGUCCCGGUCUUGGAUUGCCUUGCAACGGGCGAUCAGCUCGAUUUUCUUGCUCGCCGUCACCGAAGAAUCGAAGACGAACCCCCGGUUCUGGACGCUUUUACGCGAGAUGAAGAUGAUCAUUGCAGAACGGGCCAACGAGGAAGGCUUAUUUGGUCAGGGAGAUGCAUCUGGCCUUCACCAAACGGAGCGCAACGGAAGCCUCACUGCGGCUAUUCCUACCACCACCAACACCACGGCCACCAGCCCCGCCGCCCUAAGCUCCGGCUCCCCUGCGUCGGCUGCCGUCGUGGUCGACACGCAGACUCAGUGGGCGAAGCCCUUGACCAAGACCCUCCGCGCACUGGAUAAACUCGAAGCCGCCUUCAGCUCUCACGGCCAGUUGCCAGCUGGCCAAGGCGCAUAUCUGAACCCAGCCACGGCAUCCAUGCAAAACCUGGUACCACCGGUUGCCGCCGCCAUGACGCCGAGCGUCGGAUCCCUUCCGCCGCCGACGCCCGAGAGUUCCACCAGCGGGGAGUGGACCAUACCCAACAUCCUUGACCGAGCUGCGGAGUACAUCCACCCACCGCUCUGGAGCUGA